This is a messenger RNA of Drosophila guanche, 1821 nucleotides long. Its product is annotated as protein sevenless-like. The coding region runs from base 668 to 1057 and encodes 129 amino acids. The record is from RefSeq and is a predicted model, not a curated record. The transcript is spliced from 3 exons. NCBI's taxonomy places the organism in Eukaryota, Metazoa, Arthropoda, Insecta, Diptera, Drosophilidae.
GUUGUGUUCCGAUCGCGCCACUGAGAAGUACGAAGUACGGUGAAUCACCACCACCACCAUCUGAGCGUUGACACUUUGCCAGUUUCUCUGCCUUUCAGUCUCUGUUUUAGUCAAAUUCUAGAAUUUGUAUUCGGAGUUGGCAGCGAACUCCCAGCAACAACAGGAACAGCAGCAACGGAAGUAACUGCGUGAACCACCAUAAAACAGAACCUGACCCACAAAAUCUCAUUAGCACAUAUGUAGCAGCGCAUAGCUAGCAAAUCUGAGAAAAGGUCGCACGUUUUCACACCAAUAAUUAUGUUUUUGAAUGACAAUGUAGACCCAGCACAGCAGCAGCAGCAGAAGAAGGCUCCCGGACCAGCGAGUUCGAAUCGUUUCAAUUAGCUUCAAUGUUAAAAUUGCUGUAAACGGAUACACAACUAUGUCCACCACCAACAUCAGCCAUCAGUCGUCCCCGACAGCGGCGACAUGUCAGAGAAAGCAGCAGAGCCGCUGCUUUAAUUUGCGGCAGCAGGUGACGCGGCUGGGCCGGCAGCUGGCCAGCGGCCAGGACGGACACGAGGGCAUAUCCGCAAUUCUGAUUGUGAAUCUCCUGAUAUUGAUCCUGUAGUCGAUUUGCUGCGAAGGGUGUCGCUCUCACGAUGGAAGCCGUUUCAAUUACUCAGGCAUGCCAGAAAAAUUCCGGGACCAUCUGGGUCUGCUCCCAAAGCUGGACAGUGACGUGGUGGAAAAAUUUGCCAUUUGGCACAAGCACGCAGCAGCCGACCCGCCCAGUAUAGUGGAGGGAAUUGCCAUCAGCAGCAUGUCGCGACCAGUACAAGUACCAGCACCGGCACCGUCAUCAAUGCCACCACAAAAACCUACGGCGGCUGGCCCAGAGUUACCAGAGGGUGGAGUCGAUGAGCGUGUGGUCCUGGAACGCGUCACACGUGAGUGUGUGCAGCGUUGCAUUGUAGAGAUAACAUACAAGGGAUUGAAGUACCAUGGCCAAAAAAUGGAUAUGCACAAGGAAAAUUUGUACAUGCUUACAGUUUUCUUUCUUUUAUUUGUAACAUAGCCUAUAUUGUAUAUAAUUUUAUAAAGGGAAUGCUCCUGCAUUUGUUGUGUUCAUGGGCAUGUACGUAUGUUGGCCCUUUUCGCGCUCUUUGAGAACGCUCUUUUAUUUAUGCUCACGAAACAGUUCUUAAUACGUUCCUAUGCCACGAUAUUUUUCGCAUGCGCCAUAAAUUCCUAUGAACGGUUCUUCAUGCAUGCCAAAAAUGUGUUCUGUAAUGCUCUUUCGGAAACUACAACUGAAAGGGAAACCAGAGCGUUUCACGAAAUUGAAAUUACAACAAACACCAUUUCUACAUGCGUUCCAAAAGAAAUGUUCCUACCUAGAUCAAAAAGGACUGAAUUCCGCGUGUUUCACCCCGUGUCACGCGUAAAGAACGCAUUAGAAGAACAGAAGUACUGUUUGGAAGCAACAAAGUCCGACUAGAACUUAUGCAUUUUUAUGUAUGUAUGUGAGUAUGUGAAUGUAAAUGUAUCGUACAUGCAUACAUAAUAGGGGGGCAGUUACAUUUUAAUCAGCGCUUCGGUUACACUUCAUUCAUUAGCGAAACGAAACGAAAUUGUAAUCAACGAUAUCCAGGCCAUGAAUGUACAUGCACACAAUGUAGUUUGCCUUAAUUAAAAUUAAUGAUGAAAGAUGGUGUUCUGUGAUUGCUCUAAAUGAGCAUGACAGCAAGGGGUCUGUAGGAAGAAGGGGAUGUACGGAUUGGGAGCAAGGUUUUUAGGGGAUUAUUUUUCUAAUAAAAAAUGUAUUCUAUUCAAAGCGCU